Ascochyta rabiei is the source of this 429-nucleotide messenger RNA. RefSeq lists its product as uncharacterized. The record is from RefSeq and is a predicted model, not a curated record. Lineage: Eukaryota; Fungi; Ascomycota; Dothideomycetes; Pleosporales; Didymellaceae. Bases 1 to 429 code for a protein of 142 amino acids. The transcript has a single exon.
AUGUCCAUCCACCUCACGCCCACCCACGCCUCAGCCCUGCCCUCCGACCUCCGAAACAGCAUCUACAGCGCCCUCCUCUCUUCAGGCGGCAUCCGCAACAUCGAAGCCACACUAACCCAGCUGCUGCAAACCUCUGGCUUCCAAGCCUCGCUGCGCGCCUACAUCACAGAGCUGUUUCGCACGGGCCAGGCCACCACGGCCAAUGAGGCGUAUGCCCUGGCCAUGGAGAGGGUGAGGGAGUCCAUGGCCGAGGGCGAGAGCGAGGGAGAGGGGAGCAAGGCGAGUGCGGUGAAUGGAGGUGCGUACGGGAACGGCGAGGACGAGGCGACCGAGACGCUGCAUCUCAGGUUACCAAGGGACGUCGUCAGGGAUGGCACGAGGUGCGUCAGGAGAGAGUUGGAAAAGGUCGUUCAGAUUGACGUGGAAUGA